UCAACCAGAAGUCAUCUACGUUUCUCAACAGCUUUUUCCGAUAGUUGGCGCCCGUCCCUGGUGAAGGCGACGGCCCUUCGUUGUACGAUAAUAUCAACCCAACAGCUGUCUUUUUUACGAUUCUUUGAUGGGUGUCGGGUUGAAGGCGAAACUCUCUACGUCUGAAACAACAUAACAAGCACGAUAUUCAAACAGAUCUCACGGACCAAUUAAUACGAUAAUUUCUGGUAUCAUCGCCGGUAGAUGAUACGAUCUCUUUUCUGUCGCAUAAGAUACCCAACACUGCAUCUUUUUCGUUAUCAUGGCUGUCACCAUGGAGCAGCCCGUCUGGGGCACUCACUUUACCUCUGCUAAAAUACUAUUCUAUUCCCUUUUUUGGAGUGUACAUAUUGCUCUCUUUGCCGCUGGAUGGCACAUUCAAGCAUCAGACUCAAGGUUAUCUGCUCUCAACGCAUUGCAGUACUCCGUCUGGAUAUCAAGAGGCUCGGCUCUCGUGCUCUCACUCGAUGCAACGCUAAUCAUGCUGCCCAUGUGUCGGAAUAUCCUGAAGCACAUCAGGCCUCGGAUUCGAUGGAUGCCGCUUGACGAAACGAUAUGGUUCCAUCGGCAAGUUGCGUAUGCCAUGCUGUUGUUUACUAUUAUCCAUGUUGCGGCUCAUUAUGUCAACUUCUAUCACGUCGAGAAACACCAAAUCCGUCCUGAAUCGGCAGUCGAGAUCCAUUUCACCCAAGCAGGAGGGAUAACCGGGCAUGUCAUGCUGAUAUGCAUGAUGCUUAUGUAUACGACCGCACAUCAUAAGAUUCGGCAGCAAUCGUUCGAGACAUUUUGGUAUAUGCAUCAUUUAUUCGUCCCGUUUCUUCUCGCCCUGUAUACGCAUGCCACUGGUUGCUUUGUACGGGAUACAACAAACCCGGUAUCGCCGUUCGCUGGUCAAAAGUUCUGGAACCACUGUAUAGGCUACGAAGGCUGGAGAUGGGAACUCGUCGGAGGAGGCAUCUACCUCAUAGAAAGACUCUACCGGGAGAUACGCUCCCGACGCGAAACCGAAAUCACCAAGGUCAUCCGCCAUCCAUACGACGCAAUGGAAAUCCAAUUCCGCAAACCAAGCAUGAACUACAAAGCUGGUCAGUGGCUCUUCCUCCAAGUCCCCGACGUCUCUUCCACCCAAUGGCACCCCUUCACCAUCACCUCCUGCCCCUUCGACCCCUACAUCAGCGUGCAUAUCCGGCAAGUCGGCGAUUUCACGCGCAGCCUCGGAGACGCGCUCGGUUGCGGUCCCGCACAGGCAAAAGAUCUCGAAGGUCUUGAUCCAAUGGGCAUGUACGAAGUGGCCCUCCAAAACGGACAGAUGAUGCCGAGACUGCGCAUCGAUGGACCCUACGGAGCGCCUGCGGAGGAUGUAUUCGAGAAUGAAAUCGCCGUGCUUAUCGGGACGGGUAUUGGCGUUACGCCGUGGGCAUCUAUAUUGAAGAAUAUCUGGCACUUGCGCUCAGCACCAAACCCACCGCGCCGUCUCCGCCGUGUGGAAUUCAUCUGGGUCUGCAAAGACACCGCUUCUUUCGAAUGGUUCCAAGCGCUCCUCUCCUCUCUCGAGUCCCAAUCCGCCACCGCAGCCGCAUCCCAAGGCAGCACAGAAUUCCUGCGCAUCCACACCUACCUCACCCAACACCUCGACGACGACACCACCGCAAACAUCUACCUGAACUCCGUAGGUCAAGGCCUCGACCCGCUCACCGAGUUACGGAGUCGGACGAAUUUCGGACGCCCGGAUUUCGAACGACUGUUUACGGCGAUGAGGGAUGGGAUUGUUGAUCAGACGUAUAUGUCUGGAUUGAGUGGGAGUGCGAAGGGUGGUGGGGGGUCGGCGGAUAUUGGGGUUUAUUUUUGUGGGCCGAAUAUGGCGGCUAGGGAGAUUCGGGAGGCGGCGAGGGGUUGUUCGAGUAGGGAGGUUAAGUUUAAGUUUUGGAAGGAGCACUUUUAGUUGUUUUCUUGCUUGUCUUCUGGGUUGGGUUGAUUUGUUAUUAUGAGAGACGAAUUCUAUUUUUUUUUUUUGUUUGGGUUUGUUUGCUGGUCUAUACUGUAUGUUAUGUAUUGUAGAUGUCAAUGAAUAGCGAUACCACGACAUAUUAAAACUGCCCAGAUCCAUAGAAGGAGUUGUGAUUACACCUGCAUCUCCUCAUCGCUCUCGGCAUCUUCCGGCAUAUCAAUCGGCAGGUUACCACCCUCCUCGCUCCU
Molecule: messenger RNA, 2235 nt
Organism: Aspergillus glaucus CBS 516.65
Lineage: Eukaryota; Fungi; Ascomycota; Eurotiomycetes; Eurotiales; Aspergillaceae
Product: putative NADPH oxidase (NoxA)
Exons: 4
Coding region: 302-1981 (559 amino acids)
Biological process (GO): superoxide anion generation; defense response
Cellular component (GO): NADPH oxidase complex; plasma membrane
Molecular function (GO): superoxide-generating NAD(P)H oxidase activity
Source: RefSeq, a predicted model, not a curated record